CAAUAUGCAACAACAACACGGUGACACCUUGUUAUUGUGAUCUUCUGUGGUAAACCAUGAGUCACUGCUGAGGAACAAGGAACGAGAUGACUUCUGGGUGGCACCCACUUUGUUAACACCUGCUGAGGCAAUGGCUUAUAUGAGGGCACGUCUGAUCCCAGACAGACGUAAUAGUAUGAAAACGCAUUUAUUCCAUGAACAGUAUCCUCACUCUCAGUCUUUGUGCUGUGCUGCUGCUCGUGUGAGGCUGAUAAACAUCGUCAUAAAAAGCAAAUUCCCUUCAUAGUUCUGUUAUUUCAGCGUUUAGUCCAAAUAGCUGUCAGUGUGUCGUAAUGUAGGUCUGCUGAGUGCUGGGAGUCGGUAAUUAGGACGAGAUGCAGGAGUGAUGCUGCUGUUGUAAAUCAUGUGGGAGUGUCUCAGGCUGUUUAGAUUCAGAAUACUUGGCGCGUUGUCUCAUUGUUGCCGGACUCUAAAGGUGCAGUGUUUUAAUGGUGGGGGAGUUCAGGUGUUUUUGUUCUAAUAAUAUUAUUAUUAUUUUGACGCUGGAGCUUCGUUCUCCUGCUGCAGUUUACCUCCAACGAGCCCUGAGCACGUUGUCUGAAGCCAGCGUGCCGUGGGGGGGGAGGGGAGGCGCUGGGCGGUGGCCCGUGGGCUCGGCUGCAUCGCAUUAGGACCGGGAGUGCUGAAAAGGGGAGGGGCCUGGAGCCAACAUCUGCGCCGGUCCCCCUCUGCCCCCGCGGCACGCCGCAGAGAGAGGCAGAGCGCCGGAGGUCAGGGAGGGAGAGGACGCGCCGGGGAGGAGUUCUAGCCGGCUGCUAGAGAGCUCCUCAGGCAGCGGUGAGACGGGGAGAGCGGCGCCCAUCCUCCAGCUCCAGCCCCUGGACCCGCUGUCGACCGCGCAGAAAGCCGGAUUCCGCAGCGAGUAGAGGAUUUGAAGGGAAUGCCCAGAGAGCAGCGGAGGCGCGCUCGCUCCCGGACAGGUUCUCUCUGACGGAGGCCGACCCCUGAGGCGGAGGAGGCUGCACCGAGGCCCAGCAGGAGCCUAAACCCCCCCGACCCGAGCAGCCCCACGCGUGGGAGCGGCCAUGGCUCCGCGGAAGCGCGGCGGCCGCGGCGGCGGCGGCCUCUCCUUCAUCUUCUGCUGCUUCAACAACAGCGACCACCCGGAGAUCACCUACCGGCUGCGGGAGGACUUCGCGCUGCAGUCCAUGGAGCCGUCGCUGCCGAUGCCGGGAUACGACGAGCUGGACGGCAUGUUCGCCGAGCUGGUGGACGAGCUGGACCUCACGGAGAAGCACAGGGAGGCCAUGUUCGCCCUGCCCGCGGAGAAGAAGUGGCAGAUCUACUGCAGCAAGAAGAAGGAGCAAGAAGAGAACAAAAGUGCAACUAGUUGGCCAGAAUACUACAUCGAUCAGCUCAAUUCAAUGGCAGCUAGGAAGACGCUCCUCGCUCUGGAGAAGGAGGAUGAGGAGGAGAGGAACAAAACCAUAGAGAGCUUGAAGACGGCUCUGAGGACACAGCCCAUGAGGUUUGUGACUCGCUUCAUCGACCUGGACGGCCUCACGUGCAUCCUGAACUUCUUGAAGACCAUGGACUACGAGACGACGGAGUCCCAGAUCCACACGUCGCUGAUCGGCUGCAUCAAGGCCCUGAUGAACAACUCGCAGGGCCGCGCCCACGUGCUCUCACACACCGAGAGCAUCAACAUCAUCGCCCAGAGCCUGGCCACGGAGAACAUCAAGACCAAGGUGGCGGUGCUGGAGAUCAUGGGCGCCGUGUGUCUGGUGCCGGGGGGCCACAAGAAGAUCCUGCAGGCGAUGCUGCACUACCAGCGCUUUGCCUGCGAGAGGACGCGCUUUCAGACCCUGAUUAACGAUCUGGACCGGAGCACGGGGCGAUACAGAGACGAGGUCAACCUGAAAACGGCCAUCAUGUCCUUCAUUAACGCGGUGCUGAGUCAGGGCGCUGGAGGGGAGAGUUUGGAGUUCCGCAUCCACCUGCGAUACGAGUUUCUGAUGCUCGGGAUCCAACCUGUGAUCGAUAAGCUGCGCUCCCAUGAGAACUCCACGUUGGACAGGCAUUUGGACUUCUUCGAGAUGCUGCGGAACGAGGACGAGCUGGCCCUGGCGAAGCGCUUUGAAUCGGUGCACAUAGACACCAAAAGUGCCACGCAAGUCUUUGAGCUCGUCCGCAAGAAGAUGAACCACACCGAUGCAUACCCGCACUUUAUGUCUGUGCUGCAUCACUGUCUCCUCAUGCCACACAAGAGGAGCGGUAACACGGUGCAGUACUGGCUGCUGUUGGACCGGAUCGUCCAGCAGAUGGUCCUGCAGAACGACAAAGGCCACGACCCCGACGUCACGCCACUGGAGAAUUUUAACGUGAAGAAUGUUGUCAGGAUGCUGGUCAAUGAAAAUGAGGUCAAACAGUGGAAGGAGCAGGCGGAGAAAAUGAGAAAAGAGCAACACGAGCUGCAGCAAAGGUUCGAGAAGAAGGAGCGCGAAUGUGAGGCCAAGACCCAGGAGAAGGAGGACAUGAUGCAGACGCUGAACAAGAUGAAAGAGAAGCUGGAGAAGGAGAGCACCGAGCACAAGAAUGUCAAGCAGCAAGUGACCGAACUCACGGCGCGACUGCACGAGCUCAGCGCCAGACAGGCCGCUGUGGUUCCCGGAGGCCCCCCCCUCCCGCCUGGUCCCCCCGGGGGCCCGCUGCCCCCCCCACCUGUGCCGUCGGUCGCCGGUCUGUGCCCGCCUCCCCCGCCCCCGCCCGGCGGCAUGAUGCCCCCGCCGCCUCCCCCGCCCCCGCCUCCAGGGGGCCCCCCGCCCCCCCCAGGACACCCGCCCGUUCUGGGUGUCCCUCCGCCCCCCGGGGCACCUCUGGGACCGUCCCUGAAGAAGAAGAACAUUCCACAGCCUUCCAACCCACUCAAGUCCUUCAACUGGUCCAAGUUGGCGGAGAACAAACUGGACGGCACUGUGUGGAUGGAGGUGGAUGAUGCCAAGGUUUUUAAGGUCCUGGAUCUGGAGGAUAUUGAAAAAACCUUCUCGGCCUAUCAGAGACAGCAGGACUUCUUUAUGAUCAAUAACAGCAAACAGAAAGAGGCAGAAGACGACACACUGAGCUCUAAAAAAGUCAAGGAGCUGUCAGUCAUCGACGGGCGCCGAGCGCAAAACUGCAACAUCCUUCUCUCCCGCCUGAAGCUGUCCAACGAGGAGAUAAAGAGAGCGAUCCUAACCAUGGACGAACACGAGGACCUUCCCAAAGACAUGCUAGAGCAGCUGCUGAAGUUCGUCCCUGAAAAGAGCGACGUGGACCUUCUGGAGGAGCACAGGCACGAGCUCGACCGGAUGGCGAAACCCGACCGUUUCCUCUAUGAAAUGAGCAGAAUAAACCACUACCAGCAGAGGCUGCAGUCACUGUACUUCAAGAAGAAGUUCACCGAGAGAAUAGCUGAGAUCAAACCAAAGGUUGAAGCUCUGACCAAGGCAUCUAAAGACAUUUUACACAGUAAAAGCCUGAAGCAGCUGUUGGAGGUGGUGCUGGCCUUUGGAAACUACAUGAACAAGGGUCAGAGGGGAAACGCUUACGGCUUCAAAGUGUCUUCACUCAACAAGAUCGCCGACACCAAAUCCAGCAUCGACAAGAACAUCACUCUCCUACACUACCUGAUCACCAUCCUGGAGAAGAAGUAUCCCAAAGUGCUGAUGUUCCAGGAGGACCUGCACAGUAUCCCAGAGGCCGCCAAAGUCAACAUGACUGAGCUGGAAAAAGACAUUUGCAACCUGCGCAGCGGCUUGAAAAGCGUGGAGAGCGAGCUCGACUUCCAGAAGCAGCGACCGCAGGAACACGGCGACAAGUUUGUGUCGGUGGUGAGUCAGUUCAUCACCGUCGCGAGCUUCAGCUUCUCCGACGUGGAGGACUCCCUCUCGGAAGCCAAGGAACUGUUUCUGAGGGCAGUAAAGCACUUCGGGGAGGACGCCACGAGGAUGCAGCCGGAUGAGUUCUUCGGUAUCUUUGACCAGUUCCUGCAGGCGUUCACGGAGGCGCAGCAGGAGAACGAGAACAUGCGCAAACGCAAAGAGGAGGAGGAGCGCAGGGCCAAGAUGGAGGCUCAGCUAAAAGAACAGCGGGAGAAGGAGCGAAAGGCCCGGAAAGCAAAGGCCAAUGGGGAGGACGACGGCGGCGAGUUUGACGACCUGGUGUCAGCGCUGCGAUCGGGCGAGGUCUUCGACAAGGACUUGUCCAAGAUGAAGCGCAACCGCAAACGCAUCAACAGCCAGACGACGGACUCGGGCCGAGAGCGACCGGUCACAAAGCUCAACUUCUGAGCGGUUCCCAGCAUCCCUGUUCCCCCCACACCUCCCGCUCCGCUCAUUAGUUGCACUCUGGGUCGAACUGACACGCACAUUCCUCAGCACCACCUCCUCCGCCGCCACCACCACCACCCAGCCCGGCUUUAAUAAACCGCAGCCUCACAUCAUCAGCGGAGCCGCACACAGCAACAUGUUUCACCCUGCAGAAAGAGUAAAAGCCAAAAACGGAGGAAAACCCGAAGAUUCCCGCUGGAGGUGUGCUGUUUGAUAGGAACUAUCCUGCUGUUUUUAUACGUCAGACUCUCCUUCAGAGCUUGAUGCUCUACCCAAAAGAAGAGUCCAUUAAAAACGCAAGGGGCCAUUUUGUACAGACUGAUUUUGUAGAAAGGGCGGAGCUGCUUUUCCAUUUACUGAACUCAAAGAUCUUUUUUGAUGAGACUGAACCAGAACUUCCUCUUAACUCUGCUGCUCCUUGUCACAACCAUCACGGGACUGGGCCGUUAAAUGAAUGUGGUUUUAACUGCAGCUCACGCCGCUGAGAAGCGGCGGCUGUUUUUGUUUCAUUUUGUAACUCAUUGACAUGCAGCAUUUAUGUAUCUGAUCACUGUGUUUUAUUUGAACUUCCUGUUAAGAGCUGGCCUUAACUCUGUUGAUUUUAUUGUUGAGUGGGUACUCUGAAAGGCCUGGGCCUGAUCUGCAAUGUCUCAACAAGUGUGGACACUCGUCAUAGAUUACACACAUAUUUUAUAUGUGUAUAUAUAUAUAUAUAUAUAUAUAUAAAAUAUGCUGUAAAGUUCUGUGUUUGUUACACAUGCACAUAUGGAAUUCAUACUUAAUAUGCUAAAUGCCAUUAAACCCAUACCCCAUCGAUGCACCACACCUGCUACUACUCCCUCAGAUGGGAGAUUUUAUUUUAUUUUAUCUUGUCUACGUACUGGCUGGAUUAACACAGCAUAAAAUUUAUGGAAAACAAAACAUCAUGUGAUGUUUUCAUUGUGGUAGAACACGGCACAUGUGGACAUGUGAUGCUCGGCCUCCAUUAGCUGUGUGAAUCCAGCCAGUGUCAAACACCCUCACUCAACUUUUAUAAUUUAAAUAUCGCCUUCCAUUGUACGAUGACCCAAUAAUAAAUGGGAGAAAACAG
Molecule: messenger RNA, 5457 nt
Organism: Betta splendens (Siamese fighting fish)
Lineage: Eukaryota; Metazoa; Chordata; Actinopteri; Anabantiformes; Osphronemidae
Product: disheveled-associated activator of morphogenesis 1-like
Exons: 26
Coding region: 1086-4328 (1080 amino acids)
Biological process (GO): actin cytoskeleton organization; actin nucleation
Cellular component (GO): actin filament; stress fiber
Molecular function (GO): small GTPase binding; actin binding; microtubule binding
Source: RefSeq, a predicted model, not a curated record